Molecule: messenger RNA, 2235 nt
Organism: Tripterygium wilfordii
Lineage: Eukaryota; Viridiplantae; Streptophyta; Magnoliopsida; Celastrales; Celastraceae
Product: CDT1-like protein a, chloroplastic
Exons: 7
Coding region: 122-1942 (606 amino acids)
Biological process (GO): regulation of DNA-templated DNA replication initiation; mitotic cell cycle; DNA replication checkpoint signaling
Cellular component (GO): nucleus
Molecular function (GO): DNA polymerase binding; DNA binding
Source: RefSeq, a predicted model, not a curated record
AGAACCACCUCAGGGUUCGCGCCAAAGGAAAGUCCCGAAAUACUUGAGCCUUCGUGUUUAUUCAACCCUAGCCCCAAAUCGACGUGAAAUCUACCGUUUUCCGUCGUUGAGUGUGUAAUCAAUGAGUUCUUCACUGUCGACGCCUUCGAAAUCGUAUCUGAAGAGAGCAGUUCAAUCUUUCCAGAGCCCUAAUCCGCUAAGCUCGCUAAAGACCCCAGACAAGCAACCGGCACCGCUCACUCGCCGUGGUCGGAAUCAUGGCGUUGCGCUCUCCAUUAAGGAGAUCCGUCAGAUCGCUCAAACACGGGCCCAGCAAAAUCCAACGGACCAAAUCAAACCAGUACGGAGGCAGAUCGCUUCGUGGUCUGAUGAGACACUUUCUGACGUUAAACCUGAGAGGACCAUCGACGAGUCAGCCAAACUACCAUUAAAGUAUGAGAUGUUGGGUGAGUUUUUUGAUUGCUUGGAUAGUUCUAUCCGUUUGCUAAGGUUGAAAGGCUCGACUACCAUUUUCACCAAUAUUUGCCCCAAAAUUGAGUGUUUGACUGAUAGGAGGUUUUCACACGGUCACUUGGCUCAAUUGAAGUAUAUUUUACCAGAGGCAAUUGAGAUAAAGAGAGUGCCCAAGUUUGAUGAGCAGACCAGUCGUAUGAAACCGGAUCUCCAUGUAUCAGUAAAUGUUGAUGCAAUGGAGUUUGAUGAGAAGUUGAAGGAGAGUAGAAAUUUAGAAUUGAGGAAGAUCUUCCAUGGCAGGCUCUUCGAUUUCUAUGAAGCCCAUCCUGAGGGGAAUGAUAUUCCACAGGCAACAUUGCCAGAGCCCUUCAAUUGGUCAAAGAAAGUUCUGAAUUCAGAUAUUAGUACAGCCCGCACCUUAUCAUUAUCCAUGGAGACAUCGAGAUCACCUAAUGAACUUACCGACCCAGGGUCAGCAUCAUCUGUUGUCACAUCAACUGAAGCACCAGAAAUUCAGCAAUCAGCUGUGGCAUCUCAUCUAUCUCGUUCUUUCCGAAGGCACUUUUCUCAGAAGGUUUCGAAGAACGAUACAGAGAAAACUGGCUGGAAGUCAUCAACUGUUUCAAUCCCAAAUCCAGUUUCGCUUGUGCAAGAGCCAUGCUUCAGCAAAAUGUCCUCUAGCAUUGAAGUCAACGAGUCGGGUGCUACAUCCCCAGCUAAUAUUUUGUCCAAGUCUACUGGCAGUGGGAUACCUUCUGAAGUCUUUGCUUCUCCAGCUUGCUUGCCUUCAUCCUCUGAGUCUGCUACUCCAAAAAAGGCAAUAGACUUAAAAACGAGUGAAGGCUGUAUUGCCAAAGUAGAUGACAUCCAAUCAACUCCUGCAAAAUUUGCAGCUACGCCUGUUAGGCUGAUGACAGCCACUCCCACUUUGCAGCCGCCUAAGAGAUGCUAUAUGAGCCCUGAUGAUGAUUCUAUAUGCUUACAAGACAAACUAGUUAGGCGGCCAUCCCGUACGAGGUCAUUAAAAUUUGACACUCCUGUGAAGAAUGAGAAGCUUGAGGAUCAAAUAAAUGACAUUGAGGGCAUUUCGGUUGUUGAUAAUAUUCAUCAUAUUCUUCCUGAAAGACUUUUGCAAUUGAUAAGAGAAAAAGAGAGGAAUGUUACAGAGGAGAGGGAUCCAGCAAUCUCACAAGCAAAGAGGCGGCGACAAAUGAUUGCCUGCCUGCCUAAGCUCUUCAACAUGAUUCACUUCUUAUUUCAAUCAAUUGGACGAUCUGUAAUCACAAAAGAGGAGCUUAUACACAAAAUAAUUGCAAGCCCUUGUGAUAUUAUCGAUAGACGAGAGGUUGAGGAGCAACUGAAAUUGUUGCUGGAACUAGCACCUGAAUGGAUCAGUGAAAAGUUGGCUUCCAGUGGGGAUUUACUUGUUCGCAUCGAUAAAAUUUCAAAUCCUGAGUUGAUAUGCACAAGGCUUGAAGAGGCAAAAUGACAAGGAUGCUAAGUUUUUAUUGGGAUUACCCUGAUAUUCACUCUUGGGGAAAGUUCAUGGUUCUUCCCUUUCAUUUAUGGUAUGUAACAUUUUUUUUAGUUUAUCCUAGCCAAUCUGUAUAUAAAUGUAAAGUUAGGAAUGCUUAAACAAAAUGUGAAGUCCAGAACUUGCUUAGCUAGAAUCCCAGUAGAUGUUGUGGCUCUUAACCUAUUAGCAAGAUGAUUUGAAAGGUAGGAAUAUGUUUUGUAAAACUUUCCAGUCUUCUUAAUAUAUGGAAAAAAUUUCUGAUUAAA